AUGGAAAAGCAAAUGUCUUUCCACGGCAACAAAAGCUCAAUGAUCUCGGACUAUGAUAUCGGUUGUCCAAUUCCCGACGUCCCAGAAUCUGUCUUCGGGGAGUUCAAUUGGUUUCUGUCAGCCAUUACGCUUGGUCGGAUUCUCUCGCAGGCAUAUACAUGUCUCUUCUCAGUCAGUGCCGCUUUUCAAAGCACUGAGGCGCACCAUGUCAUGAUCGAUGAGAUUGAUGCUCGGCUAAAGAAAUGGCGAACAGCGGUGCCUGUGGGCUUUCGACCUGGGAUGCCACUUCAUGACUCGCACUCCCUGUCUUCUUCCUUCACGCAGCCGAGCAUCAAAAUGAUCGUUCUCCAUAUCAACUUCUCCUACUACGCUUUAAUCAUCGCCCUAGCGAGGCUUGAUAUCAACAUAAGCAGACAAACCCAGUCCCGCAGACAGGAAAAGAGCAAACGAUUACUCAUGGAUACCGCAAGAGCAGUCGUGGAAGGAAGCAAGAAUGUCGACAUAGCUGCCUACACGCCAAAUUUCAUCCUGGCCGUUUUACCUCUUGCAGCUCUAUUUAUCCUAUUUGAUUUUGUAGUCCAUAAUCCAACACACCCGGAAACCCGCAGUAACCUGGCGUUGCUGGAUGUAGCAGCUGGCCACUUCAGUCUGUUAGAUUACAAGUCUGGAGGAUUCUUGCCCGGGUCAAUUCUCACCGAAUUUGCACAUAUCGCACGGCAGUUUGUCAGGGACUUUGACGUUAAUCAAUUGCGACCUCCACAGCAAGAACCCACUGAGCUGGGCUCGUCGAUUACUGGAUUCCCACCUGUUGACACCGAGGUUUCCAUGCAGCCAAGUGAAACAAACAAUGAUAACACUGCCGUUGGGUUACAGCAUGAUAUGAUAGAAUCGUGGUCACCAAGGGACUUCCUAUACUACCCCAUAACGCCAGAGACGACCUUGCAUGGUGCGCCCGAGAAUCCGAGGACAACCCCAUAUAAUAUUCAAACUUUGUUUGGAUUCAUGGUCCCAGAGUUUGGACAUGAUCAGUAG
Molecule: messenger RNA, 1032 nt
Organism: Penicillium expansum
Lineage: Eukaryota; Fungi; Ascomycota; Eurotiomycetes; Eurotiales; Aspergillaceae
Product: fungal specific transcription factor domain-containing protein
Exons: 4
Coding region: 1-1032 (343 amino acids)
Source: RefSeq, a predicted model, not a curated record